CCCCGCCGCUCCCGCCCCUCGUCCCCUCCUUCCUUCCCUCCCUCCCUUCUCUCCCUCCGCCCGCUCCGUCCUUCCACUUCCUGGGGCCGGCGGAUGGCGGCGGCCGCCCCGCACCGCCUCAUGCCGCCGGCCCGGUAGCGGGGCCGCGCCGGGGGCCGGGCGGGGCGGCCAUGAGGGCGGCCUGAGGGACGGCGCCGAGCGAGCCCCGGCCAUGGGCGAGAGGCGGCGCGGGCAGAGCGGCGAGCCGGGCACGGCCGAUCCCGAGGAUCCGGGCUCGCUCCUGCAGCGGGCGGUGUCGCUGCUCCGCGGCUCCUCCCUGGACUCGUCCUCGCAGCGCGGGCUCCGGUACAGCAAGGCCAUCCUGGUGGAAAAGGAGAUUUUCCUCAGCGAGCUCCGGGCGUUUGCCCGGGCCAAGGCAGCGGCCGGGUACAGCCAGGAGGAGCUGCGGGAGAGCUUCGCCUUCCUGCUCUUCGACAAGGAGGAGGAGGCAAGGAAGGUUUGUCAGAGCGGCCUCCGCGUGAACAGCAGCAGCACUUCCACCCUGGGGGACCCUGCCAAAGGGGUUUACAUUUCCAGAUAUCCCGACUGCCUCCAGCCCAGGCCUUGGCACCACGGAAAAUCGGGAUAUAUCGUCAUUUGUAAACUCAUUAAGGGGAAGGUCCGAGCCGUGGCCGAGAGCUCCUCGAGCAGCCCCGUGUGCCCCUCGCCGGGCUACGACUGCCACGUGUCCCUGCACGGCCCCAGCAGGGCCAGCCAGUACUACGUGUACGAGCUGAGCGGCGGCGGCGCGGCCGAGCGGCCCCGGCAGGUCUGUCCCUACAUCUUCCUGUCCUGCCACUACAGCCAGCCCCAGGAGAUGCCAGCGCUGGCCACACACAGCCUAGCGGAGCAGACCCACCAAGCCCUGCCCUGCCCAUGGAGGGGCCAGCUCUCCAUCCAGGGCCAGCUGCUCUGCACCAUCGCCCUGAGGAACCCCCACAGCUGCACCAUCCCUGCCCAGCUGCCUCCCAACCUGGACAUCAGGCACGUGAUGGGAUUGGCUGACCUGAGGAAAAAGCUGCCAGAAGCUGCAUUUGGGAAAAAAAAUUACACUGGGAAGGAAGUCUGCUUUCAGGGUGUUUACUCCAGUCUCUAUGAGGUGGAAAUAUCCAAUAAGGAUCAAUCCAGAAUGGAUCUGCUGCUGGAAAAGCUGAAGGAAAAGGACUUGGCGAUCAUCAAAUAUUUACAGGAUCAGGGAGUUCUCAUCCUGCUCACGUCCUCAGCCCUGGCACGAGAGGAUGGUCUAGAGCCCAAGGAUGCAAAGGAUCCCCAGGAGCCCAAAGAUCUCAAGGGUCUCAAGGAUCCCAAGGGUCCCAAGGAGCCCAAGGAUCCCAAGGGUCCCAAGGGUGUAAAGGAGCCCAAGGAUCCCCAGAAGCCCAAGGAUCCCCAGAAGCCCAAGGAUCUCAAGGAUUCCAAGGAUCCCAAGGAUCUCAAGGAUUCCAAGGAUCCCAAGGAUCCCCAGGAUGUGGAAGCUCCCCCGGCUGCCCCGGAGGCGGUGUCGCUGCUGGCGCUGUUCCUGUUCCCGUCCCCGCGGGCCCUGAGCCCCCCAGCUGGAAAGCAGGAUCCGAAGGCCAGGAAGGGAGGCAGCGCCAGGAAUUCCCUCUCCUUAAAAAUCGCCUCGGUGGUGCCGGGGCUGCGCUACGCCCUGCGGAAAGCGGCCGACGCCGGGAGCGCCGCGGGCAGCGCCGGCCUCAGGGAGCACCUCCAGGAAUUCGCCAAACUCCGGCAAAACUCUCCUGGGAAAAGCAUUCCCGAUCCUCCCCCAGGCCGGGAUGAGGGGGCUCAUCCCUCCCAAGGAGCCUCGGAGCAGGCGCUGGCGCGGCUGCGGCGUUACCUGGCCGAUCCCGGCGGAUACACCUUGGGAAUGUCGGCGGCGCUGGGGUGGCUGAGCAGAAACCCGGGAGCUGAUCCCGGGAAUUCCUCCUCCUCCUCCUCCUCCUCUCCUCCCGAUCCCUUCCUGGACAGCUUCUCUAAGAGCGUCACCUCUCCCACCAAGCCCUGGGGCCGGGAGAGCCGGAGGAAAUCCAGCAGGAUCCUCGGGAAAAGCCUCUCUCCGUUGAAGGCACCGGCGGAUCCGGGGGCGGAGGAGAGCAGGGGCAGGGAGGGGGCCAGGAAGAAAAUCAACAAUUCGGGAUCUCCCGGAGGAGCCGGGAGCGAGCCUGGAGCCAGGAGCGAGCCCGGAGGAGCCGGGAGCGAGCCCGGAGGAGCCGGGAGCGAGCCCGGAGGAGCCGGGAGCGAGCCCAUGCUCAAACUGGCCAAGCUGAGGCUGCCCCACGGCAGGAAAAGGGGCGCGGAGGUGCUGGCGGCAGAGAUCGUGCACCAGGCACAGGGAAAAGGCGCCGCGCCCAAUGGGGAGGCAAAGAGGCCAAAAUCCCUGGAAAAGCCCGAGGCCAGGAAAGCCGGGAAGAACAGGACACGGAAAAACGGGGAGAACGGAGCGGCGGGGAAGCGGCGGGAGCAGAGCGGGGAGAGAGGGUCGAAGGAGCCGCCCCGGGACCUCCCCAGUUCAGCCUCAUCCCAAUCCAAAUCCAAAUCCCAAUCCCAGGGAUCCGGAACCCCAAGGAACCAGAGUCAUCCCAUUGGAAUUCCCAGCGGAACAGCGAUCCCAAGGAACGAGAAUCAUCCUGUGGGAAUUCCCAGUGUAACAGCGAUCCCAAGGAAUGAGAGUCAUCCUGUGGGAAUUCCCAAUGGAGCAGGAACCUCAAGGAAUGAGAUCCAUCCCAUUGGAAUUGCCAAUGGAGCAGGAACCCCAAGGAAUGAGAUCCAUCCCAUUGGAAUUGCCAGUGGAACACAAAUCCCAAGGAAUGAGAUUUGUCCCAUUGGAAUUGCCAGUGGAACAGGAACCUCAAGGAACGAGAGUCAUCCCAUUGGAAUUGCCAGUGGAACACUGAUCCCAAGGAAUGAGAGUCAUCCCAUUGGAAUUCCCAAUGGAGCAGGAACCCCAAGGAAUGAGAUCCAUCCCAUUGGAAUUGCCAGUGGAACACAAAUCCCAAGGAAUGAGAUUUGUCCCAUUGGAAUUGCCAGUGGAACAGCAAUCCCAGGGAAUGUGAUUUGUCCCAUUGGAAUUGCCAAUGGAGCAGGAAUGCCAAGGAAUGAGAUUUGUCCCAUUGGAAUUGCCAGUGGAACUGGAAUGCCAAGGAAUGAGAUUUACUCCAUUGGAAUUGCCAGUGGAGCAGCAAUCCCGAGGAAUCAGAUUUGUCCCAUCGGAAUUCCCAGUGGAGCACAAAUCCCACGGAAUGAGAUUUACUCCAUCGGAAUUCCCAGCGGAACAGUGAUCCCAAGGAGUGAGAUUUACUCCAUUGGAAUUCCCAGCCUUGGCUUUGCCCUGCAAGGACCCAACAGCGACUCCCACGCCUUGAACCUGCUGGCCGACCUGGCCCUGGGCUCCUGCAUCCCUGCCCUGAUUCCCAAGGAUUCCGGGAUCAUCCUGCUGGAUUCCAGCCCCAAAUCCCCACGCCUGCCUCCCGACCACGGAUACCACAGGCAGGAGAGGCAGGAGGACAAACCCCCCUCGGACAGCGGGGCCCCCCCAGGCCAGCCCCAUCCUGAGCAAACAGAUCCCAGCCCUGCUCCUCCCAAGGAAACCUCGGGAAUUCCCGGCGGGAGCAGCGGGAACGCCGCCCCCGGCGCGCUGCAGGCGCCUCCCGAGGCCGGCAAGCACUGCCUGAUCUCCGACGAGCACUCCUACGCCUCCCCCAUGCCCGACGACCCCCAGAGCCCCCCGGACCCCAAAGGGAAUCCCAAAGGGAAUCCCAAAGGGAAUCCCAACCCGGCUCCUUCCCGAGGCAGCGCCCCGGCGGCUCCUCUGGUGGGGAAGGUGCUGCCGUUCCGGCACCACGGCGGCGCCUCGGAGCCGGCGCGCGGCGCCGGCGCUGCCAGGAGGAAGGAGGAGUUCCCCAGGAGCCGCGCGGUGAGCGCCUGCGGGAAUUCCCUGAGGAUCACGCGGCGCUGGGAAGGGGAGUACCCGUUCCACCUGGACAGCAGGUACACCAACGACCCCCUGGAGAAAACCGUCAUCCGCGCCCUGCACGGGCCCUGGGAUCCCGCCCUUCCCGACGAUGUGGAGGGGAUGAAGCUGAUCCUGCACAUGUGGGUGGCCCUGUUCUACAGGAAGCCCAGCAAGCUCCUCAGCAGCUCCAGGAAGGUGGUGGAGCACAUCAAUCCCAAGAAAUUCGUCUCCAUCAACAGCUCCGGCGGCUUCCUGGAGCUCAGCGACGACAGCCAGGACUGCUUCGGCUUCGAGACGUGUCCUGCGGACUCGGGCUCGGAUCCUGACCAGACCCCCAGCAGCUCCCUGGAUCCCAGCGCCCCUUCCCAGGGCGCUUCCCAGGCGGACAAGGGGGAUCCGCAGGCGUUCCCCGCCGAUUCCCAGACGGACGCGGACGGAGCUCCCGGAGCCGUGGACAGCACGGUGUCCUCGUCCUCGGGGGAGCUGCCCUGCGGGGAGGAGGAGGAGCCUUCCUCCACCAGCUGUCCCGAGAGCCUUUCCCUGCAGGAUGGCUCCGGGGAAAGCCGGGAUGCGGCGGACAAGGAGCCGGGGGCCGCUCCCGAGGGGCGCGCGCGCGACGUCUGCGGCGGCACCGCGGAGGAGCCAGCCCAGGAGGGGCUGCUGGAUGCCAGGAUCAGCCCCAGCCCUGCCGAGGAGCUCGGAUCUCCCAGCGAAUCCCUGGAAAACGCCGGGAGCCAAGCGCCGAAUUCCAGCACAGCUCCGGGGGCAGAGCCCCCCUGCGCACCGCAGGAACACGGGGAGCAGCAGGAACAGCAGCAGGAAAACAGGGAGCAGCAGGAAAGGCAGCAGGAAAAGCAGCAGGAAAAGCAGCAGGAAAAUGGGGAGCAGCAGGAACAGCAGCAGGAAAGGCAGCAGGAAAACGGGGAGCAGCAGGAAAGGCAGCAGGAAAAUGGGGAGCAGCAGGAAAGGCAGCAGGAAAAGCAGCAGGAAAAGCAGCAGAAGGAGCAGGAAAAUGGGGAGCAGCAGGAAAAGCAGCAGGAGGAGCAGCAGGAAAGGCAGCAGGAAAAUGGGGAGCAGCAGGAAAGGCAGCAGGAAAAGCAGCAGGAAAAGCAGCAGGAAAAUGGGGAGCAGCAGGAGAAGGAGCAGGAAAAGCAACAGGAACAGCAGCAGGAAAAGCAACAGGAAAAGCAGCAGGAAAACGGGGAGCAGCAGGAACAGCAGCAGGAAAAGCAGCAGGAAAGGCAGCAGGAAAAGGAGCAGAAGGAGCAGGAAAAUGGGGAGCAGCUGGAGAAGCAGCAGGAAAAUGGGGAGCAGCAGGAAAGGCAGCAGGAAAACAGGGAGCAGCAGGAACAGCAGCAGGAAAAACAGCAGGAAAAUGGGGAGCAGCAGGAAGAGCAGCAGGAAAAGCAGCAGGAAAACAGGGAGCAGCAGGAGAAGCAGCAGGGAGCAGGGUCAGGGAGCGGCCCCGGCCCUCCCGAGGAUGAGGAGGGAGCAGCAGGCUCCGGCCGUGUCCUGGCAGCUGAGGAUGGUGCUGAGCCACAGCCUGGCUGCCAUCCCGUGCCCGUGGAAACAGGUCCUGGAAGGGCAGAGCCCGGGGGAGCCGCUGAGGAAGGGGAGGGAUCCCAGGAGCCCUCGGAGCACUCGGAAAAAGAGAGGGAGGUGGAGGAGGAGAGGGAGGAGAACGAGGAGAGGGAAGAGAACGAGGAGGAGAGGGAAGAGAACGAGGAGGAGAGGGAAGAGAACGAGGAGGAGAGGGAGGAGAACGAGGAGGAGAGGGAGGAGAACGAGGAGUUUGAGGACGAAGGCUCCUUCCAGGACCCCGUGGAUUUGGUGUUGUCCGAGAGCAGCGAUGCCGAGAUGGAAUGCGAGCAGCAUCCAGGGAAUUCGGGGUCUCCAGAGGAGUUUGGGGUUCCUGAGGAGGAGCCCGUGCCCAGCCCCUCCUCCCUGGCAUCCCCCUGCCCCCAGGGGUGGGACGGGAGUGACCCCGCGGCAUUCCCUGAGGAGAUGUCACCAAGCCAGGACGAGCUCCCGGAGCCCUGGGACGCCCCGGGCACGCCGGGCUCGGAGCCGGGCGGGCUCGGAGGGGGCAGCCCGGGCUCGGUGGGCUCGGAGCGGCCGAGCCCCGCUGCCCCCAGCCCUGCCCGGGGGGCACGGCCCGACAGCGGCACCGACAGCCCAGGGCCCGCCGGGGACACCCUCGGGAGCGGCUCCCAGCACAGAAACCGGGAUCGGGCGCCCUCCGGAGAAAGGUGGGAGCGCGCCGGGAGCACCGAGGCCCCCUGCGGGCAGGGAGUGAGCCUGGCGCUGUCCCCCGACUCCUGCUCGGUGUGCCUGACCUCUCCCGACGGCUCCGUGGAUCCCUGGGCUGCUGCCGAGGACCAGGACAGCGUCCAGUCCCCGUCCCAGAGCGAGCUGGGGGGCAGCAGCUGCUUCCCCCGGCUCUGCGGGGAUGAGGCCGAUCCCGACCCGCAUUCCCUGGACAGUGAGGAGUCAAUCCACGGCGGGAGCGGGGCUCUGCUGGAGGAGGAGGAGGAGCUGGAUGAUCCCAUGGGAGCAGGAGACGGCCGGGACUCCCCCUUGGACUACCCGGACACGGGAGAUGAGUGCGGAGCUGAGGAGGACGCGUUCCCUGAGGCACGGAAUUCCCCUGGGAAUGAUGGCGCGGGGGACAUGGAGCUGGGCGAGCUGGAGAGCCCCGGCCAGGCAGACAGGGAAUUCCUCCUGGAGUCAGAGCCCUCGUCCUCCGUCACAGCCAUCGAGGAGCUCCCCAGGCAGCAGCAGCAGAGCUUCCCAGACAUCCACGGAGACUCAGCUCCUGCUUCUCCCGCCCGCAGAGACCCCGACCCCGGCGUUGGCGCCGUGCCGGGCCGGCGGGAGUCGGUGCUGUGCCGCCUCUGGAAGCCGUGCCGGGAAGGAGGAGCUGCCCAGCUGAGCGUGGCUCCCUGGGGCCUGCAGGGCUCCCUCAGCCCCCCGCAGGAGCCGGUGCAGUCCCCCGUGGAUGAGUUCGUGCCCGCCGAGCCGGGAUCUGCCCCUCCAUCCCCGUGUGAUCCCUGGGAUGAUCCCGAGGAGCCGCUCCCGGGGUUCCUCCCUCCCACCCCGGACAGCGCCCGCUGGUCCCGCAGCCCCGGGAGCCCCGGGAGCCCCGGAGAGGGGCCCUGCCCGCCCGAGGAGCUGCAGGGAGGGGGCACCGCCAGCCCUGCACCCUCACCGAGCUGGGAAUGUGCCCUGGGCGAGCCCUGGGAUGAGUGUGAGCACAGCCCCGGGGCAGCCCAGCCCUCCCCGGAUCCCGGCAGAGCCGAGCUGGGAGAGGGAGAAAUUCCCGCCUCUCCCGUGGCGUGGGACGAGCCCGCGGAGCUCCCGGGAGAGCCCCUGGAGUUCAGCGACGCCGAGGACCGGCCGGAUGAGCUCUCCAGGGAGGAGCACGAGGGCCUGGCCUUCGAGGAGCCCUUGGAGGAUUUCUUUGGUGACUCAGAGCAGGAAUAUUUUGAGGGGAGUUCGCGCUCCCCACUCCCGAGCAGGAGUUCCUGCAUCGUGAGAUCCACGGACGCUGCGGGAGCGAGGACUAACCGGGACAGCUCCUCCAGGAGCUCCGUGCACACGGAGGAGCACGGGGAGGACUGGGACUGGGACUGGGACUGGGACUGGGACGUGCCCGGGGAUCCCGGGAGCCCUGUGCUCAGCAGGCACUGCCAGGAGAGGCUGGAACGUCUCCAAAUUCCCAAGAGGCGCCGGCACCGUGCCCGGGAAUCCCACCUGGCUCGCUCCCUGCUGGGCACCUGGAGGAGCUUCGAGGAGCUCACCCAGAACACUUUGGACAUGGAAUGCCUCCGCUUCCACUAUAAGCUAAAAGAAAUCCUGAGGAGCGGCAGACCCCCCUUUUCUACCUCCCAAAGCAUCUUCCCCACGGCCUUCGCGCCCCGCGCCGCCCCCGUCCCGCCGUCCCCCCGCAGCAGGAGCCCCUUGCAGGUGACAAUUCCCCCCUCGGACACGCAGCCGGGCUGGCACGGGGACGCCCGGGCGGGCAGGAGCGGCAGGACCCGGGCCAGGAGCCGGGACCGAGGGGCUCCUCUCCGCCUGGGCAGGCUGCGGUACCCCCGCGCCGCGCCGGAGCCGCGCGGGGCCGUGGCCGGCAUCCUGCACGAGUUCUCCGAGUUCCGGAGGGCCGUGCUGGGCCGGGCCCCGGCCGGGAGCAGCGCCGCGGUGCCGGGGGAGGCCGGCGGCGGCCGGGCCGGGCCGGUGGCGCUCGGGGGGACAAUCACGGAGCUGUGCGGGGCCCUGCGGUGCCACCUGCGCCGCGUGGCCGCCGCGGCGCAGCCCGGAGCCUUCUACCUGCUGGAGACCGGCAAGGAGCCCUUCUUCGACAGGGUGAAGGCGCUGCUGCGGGCGCGGGGCUGGGCCAGGACGGAGCCCCAGGGUUUCUGUGGGGCGCAGCGGCGGCGCGGGGAGCGGCUGCUGGUCAUCGUCCGGAGCCAGGACAUCUCCUCACACAUCCACACGGUGCCGUGCCUGCUGCAGCUGAAGCGCUGUCCCAGCGUGGUGUUCGCCGGCGUGGACGAUCCCGAGGAGGUGACAAGUGACACAUUCCAGGAGCUCUUCCAGGCCGGGGGCUUUGUGGUGUCCGACGAGGAGCUGCUGGAAAGGGUCACCCUGGGCCAGCUGCAGGAGGUGGUGAAGGUGCUGGAGAAGCUCAACAGGAGCGGGAGGUGGAGGUGGCUCCUGCACCACAGCGAGAGCAGGAGGCUCAGAGGAGACCUCAGGGACGACGCCGGCGCCCGCAGGAAGCGGCUGCUGCUGCGCUGGUGCCAGGCCGAGGAGCUGCUGGAGCCGCUGCCCUUCCACGGCUGCGACGCCGCGCCCGGGCCCCGGCGCCCGCCCUGCCUGCUGGAGCUGCAGGCACGGCACGUCCACGCCCGAUUCGCCGUGUUCCUCACAGAAAAUCCCGGCAGCAGCAGGGAGCUCCUGGAAAGCAAAGGAAUUCUUGUGGCUGACAUCAACACCUUCCUGGGGACGGUGCAGGACCUGGCUGCUCCCUUCAGGAGAAGCUACUGGUGACAAAGCGAAGCCACGAGGACACGGCUCCUCCCCAGGCCCUGCGGCACCGGGCCGGGCAGCCCAGUCCUGUGGGGACACCCCCGCCACCAACCCAGUGGAUCCCACCACCAACCCAGUGGAUCCCACCACCAUCCACCCAGUGGAUCCCAUCCAUCCCAGUAGACUCCCCACCAUCCAUCCCAGUGGAUCCCUCCAUCCAUCCCAGUGGAUCCCACCCAUCCCAGUGGAUCCCCCCAUCCAUCCCAGCUGAUCCUGACCGGUUGUAGCUCUGUACAUAAAUCCUAUUUAAAGGUGGGGAAUGCCAAUCCUGGGGGGGUUCAUUCCCUGCCAUCCCAUCUCUCAUAGGAAAGGUUCUUUGAACAACGGUACAGGUAAAUUAUUGGAGUGGUUUUACGGCUGGCAGAGGAAUUCAUUGGAGUGAUUUAAGGCUGGCAGAUGAAUUCAUUGGAGCAAUUUUAAGGCUGGCAGAGGAAUUCCCCAGCGUUCACUCGAAGGUUGGGAGCGGGAGCAGCUCCGUUUCCCGCACGGUUCUCGCCCUUCAGGCCCACACUACAUUUCAGCUCGCCCCCGGUGCCGGUUCCCGGCGGGACCGGCGCGUUCCUGGAAUCCCUGUAAAUAGCGGGAGGGCGGGAGGCAGGAGCGGAGCGGCUCCUGCUCAUGGGAGCGCCCGGCCCGGCCCGGCCCCGCCCGGCCCCGGGGACAGCGGCUCCCUUUGGUUCGUUUUUAAAUCCAGGACUGCGAGGCCGUUGUGUACAGGACGACUUUGUAAAUUAGAGUUUGGUUAAUAAAACCUCCAAAAUAA
Molecule: messenger RNA, 9842 nt
Organism: Prinia subflava (tawny-flanked prinia)
Lineage: Eukaryota; Metazoa; Chordata; Aves; Passeriformes; Cisticolidae
Gene: TASOR2
Product: transcription activation suppressor family member 2
Exons: 24
Coding region: 212-9040 (2942 amino acids)
Biological process (GO): negative regulation of gene expression, epigenetic
Cellular component (GO): nucleoplasm
Source: RefSeq, a predicted model, not a curated record